This is a messenger RNA of Zonotrichia albicollis (white-throated sparrow), 6577 nucleotides long. The record is from RefSeq and is a predicted model, not a curated record. Lineage: Eukaryota; Metazoa; Chordata; Aves; Passeriformes; Passerellidae.
UGUCUUCCUGGGAGCUUGGAGGAUCCCAAAACUGUGACACAUCACAAGCUGAUCCAUGCUACUUCUGAGAAGGUGCUGACAGACACAAAAACAGUGUUGGAGGAGAACAUUCAGGACAGAGAUGUUUUGCUGCUGGUCAAGAAGCGCGCGCCAACGCUGCUCCCCAAGAUGUCAGAUGUGGUUGCAGAGGAGAAAAGGAAGCAGGAGCAGAAGGCUCCUGACAAGGAUGCCAUCCUCAAAGCCACGGCCAACCUGCCCGCCCGCAGCGCGGACCGCAGCGUCACCCACCACAACAUGAGGGAUUUUCCUUUCUUGCAGUUCCAGACAGAGCUCCGGAAGAUUUUAGUGUCUCUCAUAGAAGUUGCACAGAAACUGCUAGCACUGAACCCAGAUGCAGUUGAACUAUUUAAGAAGGCAAAUGCCAUGCUGGAUGAGGAUGAGGAGGACAGGGUGGACGAGAUCGCGCUGCGCCAGCUCACCGAGAUGGGAUUCCCAGAGAGCAGAGCUGUCAAAGCCCUCAGGCUCAACCACAUGUCUGUGACCCAGGCCAUGGAGUGGUUGAUAGAACACGCUGAUGACCCUUCUGUGGAUGCUCCUCUGCCAGGUGCUGCUCCUGCAGAAGCCCCUGCAGAAGCCCCAGCUGAAGGUGCUGCCUCCUCAGCUGAGGCAGCUGCAGGGCCCAGCUCUGAGGAGGGCGGGGAGGAGGCCAAGGAUGAGCUGACUGAAAUCUUCAAGAAGAUCCGCAGGAAAAGAGAAUUUCGUCCAGACCCACGGGCUGUCAUUGCCCUGAUGGAGAUGGGAUUUGAUGAAAAGGAAGUGGUGGAUGCACUCAGAGUGAACAACAACCAGCAAAAUGCAGCUUGUGAGUGGCUGCUGGGAGACAGAAAACCUUCUCCAGAGGACUUAGAUAAGGGCAUUGACACCAACAGCCCUCUCUUCCAAGCCAUCUUAGAAAACCCAGUGGUACAAUUGGGGCUCACCAACCCUAAAACUCUACUAGCCUUCGAGGAUAUGCUUGAAAACCCCUUGAACAGCACUCAGUGGAUGAACGAUCCCGAGACGGGGCCGGUGAUGUUACAGAUCUCCCGCAUCUUCCAGACACUGAACCGCACGUAGAGGGAGCUGCCAGUGCACUGUGCCACCUCCCCCUGGCCUCACUCCCCCUCCACCUCCUCAGGAGGCUGCCUGGAUGCUUGGGAAGGGGUGGAGGGAAGGGAGGGAAGGGGGAAAUCCUGGCUGGAGGGGUCUCUCACACAAGAGAGUUCGUAGUUACGGCCAACAGGAGUGAGUUGCCUUGUGGAUUUAGUGUUAGUGGAAGAGGUUUGAGGAUUUGUUCAUGUUUUCAGGUAUUAGGUUUAAAAUAAAGUAUAUCUAUUAAAAAAAAAAAUAGGAAAAAGGUUUUGUGAAAACAUUUAAGAAUCUGAUUGUUGGAAAGAAAUAUUGCUCGUUCAAAAGGCCUGUGACAGUUUUCUGGCCAGUUUUGCUAGGAUCUGGCUGGUGUUUACAAAAGGUCACUGACCACUAGCAUAGGAUAUUAAUCAUCUCCAUACAGUAUUAAUUUAUAGCUCUUAUCAAAUUGCAAAACUGCUUUUUAAAAAAAAAAAAAAAUUGAUUCUUAGGAAAUGUUUUUUAAAAGCCCAAAUCUUGGGAAAGCAAGCACAUUUCUAUCCAAGCUUGUUUAUCUGGCAUUCUAAUUUAAGCAGAAUCAUUCAGAGAUGGAAUUCUAAUAAAUAGCAUUACUUUUUCCUAUUUAUUUGCUGCGUUAGUGUUGUUGCAGUCCCACUGGGGUUGUACUUGCAGGAGGUUCUCUGUCAGGUACCAUAAAGGUGCAGGAUCUCUUUCACCACAGAAUUCACCACAUCAAGGCUUGGAUUCCCAAGUGGCUGCAACUCCUAAGCUCACACUCUGCCAUAUCCCAUUGCAAGGAGGGAUAUGUUCACACAGUGGUUUUUUUUUUUUCCUAUUUUUAUGUGCACAGUUUUGGCAAGGGGCUUGUGGGGGUUUUAUUCUGUUUACAAAAAAAAAAGCAGCUGAAUUGCAUGGGGGGGUUUGCUGGGGUUCUGUAAAGCAGCAGAACCACACAGAUUUUUAUCUUGUUUAAGGUAUUUAAAGCACGCUUGAAAUUGCUAUCUUUGAGUUAGAAGUGGGGUUUUCUUUAUCCUUAUUUUUACCAUGGUCAUACCAAGAAUGUCAGGCUGGGUCUUUCCUAUUUUGCCAGAAGACUGACUUGAGAUUUCAGAGAGGAAUUCUGAGCUAUUAAGAACAGAACUCACUGUGAAUAUCCAGCUGGUGUUUAUGAUUGGGCUCUGCAGGUGUUACUUUUUUAGCAGUCUGCUAAAAAAAGGAGUUUAUUUUCAACUCAGUGCAACAUGAUUGACAUCUGUCAUCAUCCCUGCCAUGCCUUGUGCUUCACAGCCCUGCAGGAAAGGCAGAAGAGGCAAAAUUUGCAGAGAAAGCAGGUGGAGACCCUGUGCUUAAACAGCACAAAGUUUUCCUGUCAGACAGGGAGAUCCUGAGCAAGUCACCUCGGAGCUGUGGGAGGGAUUUAGGUGCAGUUGGGUUUUUUUAAACAAAAAUGCAGCAAGAUGCAACCUGAAACCCUACAACAAGUUUUGGCCUGAACUUGGCAUCUGCUCUGUGCUGUUAUGCAGCUGAGGCACUGAAGUUGCCAAUUUCUCAUCAUUAAUAUGAAGGGUGGGGAAAUCAAAACAGCCUGAGAUUUUAUCUUGUCUUACUAUCCCAGGAUUCUUUUAUUUUUUUUUUUAAUUUUGUAAUUUCAUAUUAAGCUUUACAGUUGAUGACUGCUGAAAUAUUUACUUCUACAUUUAGAAAUUCCAAGCUUUAUAGAGAUGUUUCUUCUGUUCAAAUUGGACAGUAAAACCAUUUUUGUGGGCUCUUGCUAAGAAUAGACUGAGAUGACAUGAAAUUAUAACCUUGUCCUGUAACUGAAGCCAGGAGCCUGAUCCUGCACCCCAGUGAGCUCAGCACAGCUACUCAUGAGUAGCUGUGACUGAAUAUUGUGGUCUUAUAAAAGGUUUUGAUUAUUUAAUCCUUUUUUUUUUGCUUACUCCUGAAGCUUUUUACCUGUAAUAAUACCAGAAGACUCUUUUACUUGAAGCUCUUAAUGUUAGAGAGAAAUGUCCCUCUCUACAGUUAGGAUUGUGGUUUAUAUUCCUUUUAAUGAGUGUUUUUAGAAGGCAAAGUUGGGAAAAGCUACCCUGUAGUUUGGUGGGAGGUUUUUUGGCUUCUGAAUGGAUAAGGAGAGGUUCAGAAUGAGCAAACAGAUCCUUUGGGGCAGUUGUGGCCCUUGAAGAAUGUAAAGGCUUGGGAAAUGCUGGGUUUGAUUUCAGGAGGCCAUGGUUGGACUGCAGAGCUCAGAAUGGCAGCAGCCCUCAGUGCCCCUGAGCUGAUAUAAAGGGUGGGGAAAAGCACCAGUAAAACAGAUUAUCCUGAUGUGAUAGGAGGUGAGAAUGCCCAGGUUCAGCAGCAGCAGCAGCUGGGAGACCCUAGAGAUAAAGGAAUUCUGCAUUUUAGGGUGCUGGGAGGCUUGAGAAGAUGUGGUUAUUUCUGGAUUUUGUUAUUGCAGAGCUCAACACUUCCACAGAUGAGCUGUUGUUUGGGAUGGCUUUAACAGAGCCCUGCUUGGCUUGUGACAGCUGAAGUUUGCAGUGGCCAAAAGCUGAAGGAGAGCAGAAUUUAGGAGGUGUGGUGUUUGCAGCAAGGCCCAGGAGUUGAUUUAAACCCAGCAAAAACUCUCCUGAUGAGGUUGAAGGAAUUGAUGCAGACAUCAGUGGUGCUGGGGUGUGAAUUACAGCAGGGGCUGUGUCCCAUCACCCCAGGGCUGGGAUUGCUGUUCAUCCCAGAAAAUGCAGAGGGGAGUUGAGUCCCCUGUGCUUGGAAAGGCCCAGUUUUUGGAAAACCUGCAAAAGCUGAGGUGUCAGCACUCUGGAGCUGGAAGGUGCAGCCAUGGGGCACAGGGAAUGUGAGAGGCUUUGCCUGGUGAGGAGCUGUGCUGUCCCUGGGUGCAGUGAGAGAUCCCUGAACACACAGCAAGGAUUUUUGUUCAAUAAAACCAGCAGGGUUUGUGAGGAAGAGGUGCUCCCAGCAGGGAGGAUUUACAGGCUCAGGUCCUGUGCUUGCACCUUGGGUGUUCAAGUUCCAACUAGCACAGACAUGUCAGAGUUAAUUUUCUCUUAACAUGGUCAAGAGAAAAUUAUUGGAAGCCUGGCAGAUGGAGCAGGAAAGGGAUGGGGUGGUGGGUGACUAAUAGUGUGAUUCUUACAGUUCCUGCUCUUUGCCCCACUGGCAGCCAGACAGUCUUGUACCUUUUGAUGUUGCAGGCCUCUUGCAAGUAGCCAGCUAUUUAUUGAAAUAUAUCUAACUUAUAAUUGUGUCACCAAAACACUGAUGUUUUUAAUGGCAAUGUAUUACAUGGAAGUUUGUUCUCAGGGCUUCGUAUUUAUACUCCUUUUUUAGGGGGAUGCAUUUAAAGGGAUGUAUUUGGAAAAGAGGCCAGUGGCUACUUUACAGCUUGGACCUUGAUUGUCCUGACCUGUGAGCCUGAGCUGCUGUAACUCUCCUGCUGAACCUCUGUCCCUGCUCCAGCCCAAAGAAUCUGCCAUUCCUCCUCUCCUGGUGAGCAGGGACGUGAGUCUUCCUUUGGGAUUGCUGCAUCCCUGCAUGGCAAUGGUCACACAGGAUCACCCUGCUGGGCUUUGCUCCAUCUCAAGGACGUUUGUGCUCUCCAUGCAGCUGCAGAGUGGACUUGCACAGUUCCCAAGGCAGCCAUCAGGGCAUUCCUCCUCUGGGAAGGUGGGAGAUUCUCUCCUGCACGAGUUCCAGGGCCUCUCCUCCUCUGGGAAGGUGUGAGAUUCUCUCCUGCACGAGUUCCAGGGCCUCUCCUCCUCUGGGAAGGUGGGACCUUCUCUCUGCACGAGUUCCAGGGUCUCUCCUCCUCUGGGAAGGUGUGAGAUUCUCUCUGCACGAGUUCCAGGGUCUCUCCUCCUCUGGGAAGGUGGGAGCUUCUCUCUGCACGAGUUCCAGGGUCUCUCCUCCUCUGGGAAGGUGGGAGAUUCUCUCUGCACGAGUUCCAGGGCCUCCAGCUCGUGGCUGCUUCUUGGCAGCCCCUGUCACAGACCUGACCCAAAGCUUGACACACCCCUGCCCCUUUCUUUCCUCCUCUCCUGGAACCAAACUUCCAUUUCAGAGAUUUGAUUUUCAUAUCCAAGCAACUCUUUAGUGGUUCUUGAAAUGCUUUUUUAGUUAGGACUGUUACAAUUAUCUUUUUGUAGGCGUUCACACCAAAACAAGCAUCGCACCAAACGAAUGUAUAGCGACACUGUCAGCAGACAUUGCCUGGGGAAGGGGCACAGGUUACUGUGAGCUCUGCUCCAGGGGCAGUUUUCCCAAAGGCUUGUGCAAAGGAUAGCCAGUGUUUCAUCCAAAGGAACCAUCCUGGUUUUCUACUUUUAAUAAUAAAUACCAUUUUUAUUAACCAACAGAACAGCUUCCAGCUGGUAUUUCCAUCCAACUGAGAGUCCUGGAGCUUUAGGGCUGGAGAUCCUGCCUGGAUCCCCCUCUCUGGGCCAGCUCCUCCUUGGAAGGGUUUGUGCUGGCUGUGGCAGGGCAGUGGGGGCAGUGCCCUCCUCCCUGCACGGGGUGUUACAUCCAUGUGAAUGUUCUCAUGGUGGUUCUCGCCUCCAUCCCCACAUCCUGUGUAGCAAAAGGGUUUUUUUUAAGGACCUCUUGCCCUAGAUUUGAAGAUCUUCAAUGCAGAUCCUGUUUGCAGCAUGUGAACUUCAGGAAAUGUAAAUGCAUUAAAUUCUUACUGAAUUUGGGUAUAGUUUUAUAUCGAGCUCUGGGGAGAGGGAGGAAAUUGGAUCACGUUUUAAACGAAGCCCCACAAACCCAAAUGUCUCUGUUGCAGCAGGUAACAGAGGCCUGUAGAGAUUUUUAAUUUGCAUAUUUUUAUCAUGGCUUAAUGAACUGUACACGAAUGUGAUUUGCUACCCAGCACUUCCCACGAGGCAGCACCAGUAAAAUUACAUUGCAAGGUACUGACUUCACAUUUUCUCAUUUCACCUGUGUAUACAGCAAUUAGGUACUGCGUAGGAUAACUUUGAUCUGGCUCUGAUGCCGGUGUGUGGCAUGCACAGCUCUUCCUAAGGUGUAACAUUACUUUUCUGAAGCUUAAACUAGGGCAGACAUCCCUGAGCCUGUGGAAUUUGGGAUUCAUUCUGGCCACGCUCGCGUGGGUCGCUGACCCCUCCCUGAGCAGGAAAACCAGCAGGAUUUGCUCCCUGCAGAAAUCCUCCAGGCCAAAAGCAAGGAAUGCUGCUGAUUUGUGAUCAUUUGAAGCAGUUGCUGUUCUGAAAUAUAUUCCUGGAAGGUCAGGGAGGUGUUGGCAAAGCCAGACCUGUUCAGCCUGGAAUUGUUUUGUGUGGAGAUGUGGAACCCAUGGCCAGGGCUGGAGUGAAUGCUGAGACUUUAAACCUGCUCACACAUAACCCCAGACACUGAUGUUGUGUGUGCUGUACAUUUAUAAUAUAUCUUCAAAAUAAAGUUUUUUGAUUUAUUA